Molecule: messenger RNA, 687 nt
Organism: Mercenaria mercenaria
Lineage: Eukaryota; Metazoa; Mollusca; Bivalvia; Venerida; Veneridae
Product: fatty acid amide hydrolase 1-like
Exons: 8
Coding region: 1-687 (228 amino acids)
Biological process (GO): fatty acid catabolic process
Molecular function (GO): fatty acid amide hydrolase activity; amidase activity
Source: RefSeq, a predicted model, not a curated record
AUGGGAGAAAGAAUAUAUAAAAGCAAAGAUCCCCUGACAAUUGGAUUCUAUACUCAUGAUGGGUAUAUACAGUCUGUACCGGCCUGUCAGAGGGCAGUUUUGUUGGCAAAGAAAGCUCUAGAGUUUAUGGGACAUACAGUUGUUGAGUUUGUGCCACCUAGAGUGACCUAUAUGAUACCAAAUCUUUACAUUAGAAGUGUGCAGGGUGAUGGUGGUAAAAUAUUUAUCUCUAAAACUAACAAUGAUAUUGAAGAACCUACACUUAAAAAGCUCUUGUUACCAUCAAAGUUACCUAAAUGGAUGCGGUGGGUUUUGGCGUGGGCAAUCCAAGCGGCUUCUAAGGAUAAAGUCCUUGGCGAGUCUCUGAGGGCAAGAGUAGAAGUCAAGUCUGUAUAUGAAUGGUUUCAGCAUGCAAUAAGAAUUCAGGAAUACAAAGAAGAGUUUUUACAGGCUUGGAAAGCAAAGAACCUUGAUGCUGUGAUAUGUCCACCAUUUGCUAUGGCAGCAGUCCCUAGUGGGAAAGUGAUAGAUGUAUUAGGUUGUGGAGGAUAUUGUUGGUUGUAUAAUGUUGUAAACUAUCCUGCUGGUGUUCUUCCUGUCACCAAGGUAACCAGUGAUGACAUCACAAAUUUAGAGGAGUAUCCAAGUAACACAAGACAAGAGAAGAAUGUAAAGAAGGUGAGGUAG